AUUGAAGGGUGGGUUUGAAUAUCUGAUUUUGUGAAAGCAUCUCCAACGUAAAAAAAGUGGUAUAAUUAGAGAAAUUGGGGAAGGGAAAGAUUGAUGGGAGUGGGGAAUCCUUUAGUUUGAAAGGGAAACAGUAGAGAUGACAUAAGCAUUGUCCACUGGACCACUAAUGGUCGGGAGAGAAUGAGAAGAUAAGAAAUGCAAAAACAACAUAUAUACCAAAACUUGCACUUAGAUCCUCACAGCCUUUCUCAUGUUUGUUCAUCGGAGAAAACCAAGAAUCAAAAUUUGUUACCCAAGCUUUCAAUAGUAGUUUUAGGAUUAGACAAAGAAUCAGCAAGCAAUCCUGUCCAUUUUAUAGUUCAAUAUCAUCUCUACUACUAAUUUGGGAAUCUGGGUUUGCAAUGAUUUUUCAAGGCGAACAAAUUGAAUCAUUGAAAGAGAACAAAGGACAAGAUGAAUCAAAUGAAGAAGAAGAAGAAGCAACAGACCAACCUGACGGUGUUGGAGCUUUGGAGUGGCUGAACUUGAGCUUGGGGAGGAACAAACAGCUUUUAACUGAAUCACAAAGAUCUGCAGCUUCAGCCAAAACCUUUUCAUGCAACUUCUGUAAGAGAGUAUUCUACAGUUCACAAGCAUUAGGAGGCCAUCAAAAUGCUCACAAGAGAGAGAGAAGUGCAGCUAGAAGACACCAAGCCCACAGAAUGAUGACUUUACUUGGUCUUCCAAUUCAUAAUUCUAUGGUUAGAUCACUUGGUGUUCAACCACAUUCACUUGUGCACAAACCAGGUAGGGAAGACACUGCAGUAGUAGCAAGAUUUAAUCAUAUCAAAACUAGUUCAUGGGCACCUUUCAUGCUGGGGGAUGCCAUGGACUUCAUGUGGCCAGGAAGUUUCCGCUUUGCUCAACAUCAAAUUCUCCCAGAGCCACCACCACCACGAGAACCACCAAUGGAACCGUUCAAGCUCGAUCUGAAUCUCCGACUUUAAUUCUGUCUGUUGUAAUAAUAUGGACUUGUCUACUUCAUUCCUAUAGUGAUCAAUAGUUCAUUCAUAUAUAUCAAGUACAUGACUAACUUUAGGGGAAGAGUUAGAAUCCUAUGUGAAAUCAGGAAAAUGCACCAUUAAUGUUAAAUCUCUUCUGCUUGUUGAAACACAAGAGGCCUGAUUUGUUUCAACAUUAAGAUUUAGAGUAUAUAAAUUACAUCAAACUAAGUAGGCCGUAAGGGGGAAGGAAAAAAGAUCAAUAAUAAUUUGAAAGUUAAAGAUU
Benincasa hispida (wax gourd) is the source of this 1266-nucleotide messenger RNA. Its product is annotated as zinc finger protein 7-like. Lineage: Eukaryota; Viridiplantae; Streptophyta; Magnoliopsida; Cucurbitales; Cucurbitaceae. The record is from RefSeq and is a predicted model, not a curated record.